Molecule: messenger RNA, 1019 nt
Organism: Acromyrmex echinatior (Panamanian leafcutter ant)
Lineage: Eukaryota; Metazoa; Arthropoda; Insecta; Hymenoptera; Formicidae
Cellular component (GO): nucleus
Molecular function (GO): zinc ion binding
Source: RefSeq, a predicted model, not a curated record
GCGAUUUAAAAAUCCAUUUGCACUUUCCCGGAAGCGGCCGCGCGCGCGAUCUGUUACGUGCGCGAUGCAACGUAAACAAGAGUGUCGCUGUUGACAGAUGUACGACAGCUGAUUCCUUCGCAUCUCUUUUGAACUGUAUUCUAAUCAACAUUUAAUGGAAAAUAGACAAGAGUACGAGGAUCGGGGAACGGUGCAUACAGCACUGAUGGAGGCAUCGCUCGGAGCGCGCUGGCGUUCGACGGAGUCUGCAAUAAACAAACUCCAAGUGAUCUCCAGUCGAGCGGCAUCGGAGGGCGAGCUAAAAUCGUGCGAACGUCGCGGGAGCAGCCGUCGAAGGAACGCCGCGGAGAUGGGCAGCACGGACAAGGCCGUGAUCACGGGGUUCAUAUGCAGGCUUUGCAGUAAGAUGAACCGCUUCGUGAUCCACAUCUACGGGGAAGAGGGCGAGAGAAUGAAACUCGCCGAGAAGAUAAACACCUAUCUGCCGAUUACGGUAAACAUGAAUGACCCGCUACCAAAGACUGCAUGUUUACAUUGCAUCGAACGAUUAGAGGCGCAUCAUGAGUUAAUGGAACAAAUCAUGUACACCAGGCGGAGAUUAAACACCGAUAAUAAGGCAACUGCAGUAGCAUCCUCUUCCGCGACAACCGUAGACACAGCUCCAACAUCUAGCCCACCUCCUUGUUGACAUGUGCAAUGGAACAUAGUAUAUCCUUUCGCUCAAAGCGCCAUUCGCCAAGCUCGGAUGAUUCCCAUAUAAUUUUUCAUUUCAUUUUAACAGAUUAUAAGUGAAACGUGUAAAGAAAAGGACAGAGGGUGAGGUAAAAUGUAACAUUACAUUUUUCUACGUAAACACGAUAUUUUCAUGUUACAUUAUUCGUUUCAAGUAUUCAUUAACGGUAUUAAAGAAAAUUAUUCAAUGCCAAUGUCCAUUACUACUAUUUUCUGAGGGAACAAAAUAUCUCAAAAAUAUAGAAAAUAAUCAAACGGAACAAAAGAAAUAUAACGUUGCACAAAGA